Molecule: messenger RNA, 1853 nt
Organism: Mangifera indica (mango)
Lineage: Eukaryota; Viridiplantae; Streptophyta; Magnoliopsida; Sapindales; Anacardiaceae
Product: cytochrome P450 77A3-like
Exons: 1
Coding region: 32-1582 (516 amino acids)
Cellular component (GO): membrane
Molecular function (GO): oxidoreductase activity, acting on paired donors, with incorporation or reduction of molecular oxygen, NAD(P)H as one donor, and incorporation of one atom of oxygen; iron ion binding; heme binding
Source: RefSeq, a predicted model, not a curated record
CCUCCUUUUCUUUUGCCUCAUCAAACAAAAAAUGGCUCUCAUUGAUUUCUCUUUCUAUUCCUCCAUUUAUUCUUACAAUCAUCUCUUCUUAACCGUCCUCUCCUUUCUUGUUUCAGCCUUAAUUUUCUUGGCUUCCAUGAGAAAAUCGAAGUUGAAACGUGUGAAUCUUCCUCCAGGGCCUGCUGGAUGGCCGAUUGUGGGAAACCUCUUUCAAUUUGCUCGCUCAGGAAAACCUUUCUUUAAAUACGUUGAGGAUCUUCGUCCAAUUUACGGCCCCAUUUUCACUCUCAAAAUGGGAACGAGAACGAUGGUCAUUCUCAGCGACGCCAAGCUCGUCCAUGAAGCUCUCAUCGAGAGGGGCUCUAUCUUCUCCACCAGGCCGAGAGAAAAUCCCACCAGAAACAUAUUUAGCUGCAACAAGUUUACUGUAAACGCCGCCGUUUAUGGACCAGUUUGGCGCUCGCUGAGAAGAAAUUUGGUUCAGAAUAUGCUGAGCUCAAGUCGGAUUAAAGAGUUUCAGCAUGUGAGAGAUAAAGCAAUGGAUACAUUGAUUAACAGAUUGAAGGCUGAAGCAAAGGCAAACGAUGGAGUCGUUUGGGUGCUGAAAAAUGCCCGUUUUGCGGUGUUUUGUAUUCUUUUAGCUAUGUGUUUCGGGAUCGACAUGGACGAUGAAACGAACGAGAAAAUGGAUCAAGUAAUGAAGCUCGUACUCAUCACAUUGGAUCCAAGAAUUGACGAUUAUUUACCCAUUUUAAGUCCAUUCUUCUCAAAGCAACGCAAGAGAGCACUUGAAGUACGAAAAGAGCAAAUCGAUUUCAUGGUGCCCUUCUUCGAAAAGCGUCGGAAAAUGCUUCAGAAUCCGGAAUCUGACAAAACGGCCAUCUCCUUCUCCUACCUCGACACCCUUUUUGAUCUCAAAGUUGAAGGGAGAAAAUCAGGGCCGUCCAAUGAAGAGCUUGUUUCUCUUUGCUCAGAGUUUAUCAAUGGUGGGACAGACACAACAGCCACAGGAAUCGAGUGGGGCGUUGCCCAGCUAAUCACCAACCCACAUGUCCAAGCCAAACUGUAUGAUGAAAUCAAACAGACGGUCGGUGAUCGAGCCGUGGCCGAGAAAGACAUCGACAGGAUGCCGUAUUUACGAGCUGUGGUGAAAGAACUUUUGCGGAAACACCCGCCAACAUAUUUUUCCUUAACACACGCAGUGAGCGAGCCGACGACUCUGGCUGGCUAUGACAUUCCGACGGAUGUGAAUGUGGAGAUUUAUUUACAGGCGAUUGGGGAGGAUCCGAAAUUGUGGAGGAAUCCUGAGAAGUUCAAUCCUGAGAGGUUUAUUUCAGGCGGGGAAGAUGCAGAUAUAACUGGGGUUAAAGGGGUGAAAAUGAUGCCAUUUGGCGUUGGAAGAAGAAUCUGUCCUGGUUUGGGAAUGGGAACAGUUCAUAUUCAGUUGAUGUUGGCGAGAAUGGUUCAAGAAUUUGAAUGGAGUGCUUAUCCUCCGAAUUCGAAGAUAGAUUUGACAGAGAAAUUGGAGUUCACCGUGGUGAUGAAGAACAGUCUGAAAGCAAUGGUGAAGCCGAGGGCUUAAUUGGUUUAAUCUCCGAGGUAUUAUGUUAGGAAAGUUAGUAUUAUUGGAUAAGAAAUAAAUUUAUUUUUUGUUUAAGAAUUUUUAGGAUUCUUAUCCAAUGAUUCUGACUUUCUAAAUACUUUAUUUGGUCUCAUAAAUAAAAUAACCAAUGAUUUUAUGUAGUGUAUACAGAAUUUUAUGUGCUUUUUGUUUUUGGGGUUAUUUGAUCUGAAUUGGGUCUGUAUUGUUGGUUGAUUUGCUUUAAUGGAAUAUCUGAUUUUGCUUGAGAAAA